AUGCCGGAUAAGCCUUGUGGCCAGCAAUUUGAGAAUGAACUUUGGGAACACUGCAAGGGAUGGGCCGACGUCAGCUUUCACGGUUCGUCUCAAAUUCCGACGCCCAACCUUGAUGCCCUGGCUGCAGACGGUGUUAUACUCAACAACUACUACGCCAUGCCGUACUGUACGCCAUCGAGGGCUGCCUUAAUGACGGGACUUCACCCAAUACAUACAGGCAUGCAGGGAAUUCCAAUCGAUAUAGCUGAGCCAUGGGGACUGCCGACGGACGUGCGUAUUCUGCCCCAGUACCUAAAGGAGCUCGACUACGAGACACACCUGGUCGGAAAGUGGCACCUGGGAUCUUACACGGACAGCCUCACGCCACCUUGCCGCGGCUUCGACAGCUUCUAUGGCCUCUACUACGGAGAAUCGGACUAUUACUCCCACACCAUCUACUAUCAAAACCAUUCAGGUCUGGACUUCUGGGAGAACAAGGAACCCGUGUGGUCAGAAAAUGGGACCUACUCUACAUCCCUUUUCACAAAGAGGGUGCAGUCAAUCAUCGAAAACAGGUCAAAGUCUAAGCCGUUGCUGCUUCUGGUGUCCCACAUGGCUGCUCACUCGGCGUUGGAGACAGAGCCACUACAGGCCCCACAAGAAAACAUCGCCAAGUUUCCCUACAUAGGAGAGAAGAACAGAACGAUAUAUGCUGGCAUGGUGGAUGCAUUGGAUCAGUCGGUCGGCCAAGUGUUCAAGGCAUUAAGCGACGCAGGGAUGCUGGAAAACUCCGUCAUCGUCUUCAGCAGCGACAACGGCGGUGCUAUGUGGGGCCAUGGGCGCUCUCGCGGUUUCAAUUGGCCGUUGCGGGGUGCCAAAGGACGCGUCUGGGAAGGUGGCACUAAGGUGGCCGCUUUCGUCUGGAGUCCGCUGUUUGCUCGGAGACGCCAGCAAUACAAUGGACUAAUGCAAAUCACUGACUGGUUGCCCACGUUCUACUCGAUCGCAGGAGGUGACGCUGCGCAGAUGGCCGACUUGGACGGAUUUGACAUGUGGCGGUCUUUGUCCUACGGCCUACCUUCACCUCGUGUUGAGAUGCUCUACAACUACGACUACACGUUCACUAACUGCGCGGCACUGCGGAACUCCCGGUAUAAAUUAGUGCUCGAUGGCAGCGGUGAACUCGCCGAUCGCUACAACGUACCGGGAGGAAGUCGUCCGAGCCACGACCUGGACUCAUUGGUCGCCCAGUCAAUGGUAGCCAGUGUUCUCAGGGACUUUUACAAAACAAAGAAUCUGCACUUUCCCAAAAGUUGGAGACAAAAGGCGACCAUCAAGUGCGGCCACAAAGAGGCUACAAACUUUUCGUCAAACUCAUCGGUAUACCUCUUCGACAUCGUCUCGGAUCCUUGUGAGCUGACUAACUUGGCCGGGAGGCUUCCGAACGUGGUGAACUCGCUCAAGAAGCGUUUAGAGCAGAUUGGUGCAUCGGCCCUGCCUGUGCGGAAUAAUAAGACCAUUGAUCCUAUGAGCUUUCCCGAAAACCACGGAGGAACGUGGGCGCCCUGGGUGCCGUCAGAGUGCCUAACAUCGUGACGUUGGAGGACCUUUGGAGUGAUCUAAAGUGCGAUGUGUAAGCAUUGAACCAAGACGCUGAUCUCGCUUGGUACAAGCUUGUUGACAGUAAUGUACCGCAGGAAAGAGAGAUAAUAAAGACAUUUAUUUACAGAAUGCGGCUUCGCGCAGAAACC
Molecule: messenger RNA, 1730 nt
Organism: Rhipicephalus microplus (southern cattle tick)
Lineage: Eukaryota; Metazoa; Arthropoda; Arachnida; Ixodida; Ixodidae
Product: arylsulfatase B
Molecular function (GO): sulfuric ester hydrolase activity
Source: RefSeq, a predicted model, not a curated record